AUGCAGAGUGGUGAGCGAGAUACGAUCCUGGUCACCUUCACUCGUGAGGAAAUGGCUGCGCGAGACUGGCGGAUUUUCAACUCAUUAUCGUUAGAAGACAAACCCAUAUUUAUCUCAAGAUUACAGUGGCAGCGGGUAGUCAACAUGGGAAUGUUUAUGGACGCUAAUCAUGUGAGGAACAAUACGACGGAAUAUAGUCUUCUUUCUGCAGACUUGACAAGGCGAGGAAUCGAUGCGUUCAAAACAAACUGGAGAUUGGAUGACCCUCUUCCAUUACUUCCUGGCUAUUCGGCUAAAGAUUUCCCUCCAUUCCGGUCAUUCACAGCAGAGAACAUUUCAAUUGAAGAGGAAUUUAUCAGCGUUUCACGGAUGUGUGCACAAAUACGUGAUGAGCAGCUGCACCGUUCCGCUAAACGAUUGGGUGGAAUACAAAAUCCGAAAGAAUCAUCAACUGCUGAAGAAAGUGUGGGAGAUUUCAAGAAGCUGCCGCCUCUCAAACUGCGACUUGAUAUCAGGUUUGAUCAUCACUCAUGUAAUGUUGCACUCGCAACCGUUUUCUCUCCUGAUCUGUUUCUUUCCUUCACUUACUGA
Molecule: messenger RNA, 591 nt
Organism: Cooperia oncophora
Lineage: Eukaryota; Metazoa; Nematoda; Chromadorea; Rhabditida; Trichostrongylidae
Source: the annotation of a GenBank genome assembly